UCCUAAAUUGAUUUCUUUCAGAAAUAAAAUGGUUUGACGCCUCGGUCUAAAAAUGGGUCAACAACUUUCAAGAGUGUACGGAACUAUUAUUAAAAGACCCCUUCAACGGUAUAAUGUUGAACACCGGGCUGCUAAAGAGAUUUCCCGUAUUGAAGAUCCUGCUGGACCAGCUCUGAGAGCACCAAUGUUUCAUUCAGACAAGGAACUCCUAGAGAAUAUCCGAAAAUCCAACCCAACUUUAGCAGAUUCGACACAUAGGAAGGAUUCUCAGUUGCACUCGAUGCUUCAAGAUGUUUAUGUCAAGUCGGAAGACCAACACUUGAACGAUCCACCUCAACAGAGUCAGCAGCGACCUCUACCCCUUGACAGAGUUCGCUACCAAGAUAAUUUUAUCCCUGGAAUGAUGCGAGUAGAUAAAACUAGGAAAACAGCUAGAGGAAAAGUUACUUUGGAUGAGGCAGUUGAGUUCUUGACUAAUCAUACAUCUAAACCUGAGGAGCACACAGCUACUAGUAUAGCAGAUACAUACAGAUUAAAUGCUACGUCGACUGCCAACGUGUUAAAAUACUUUAAGAUGUUUAAAAUCUAUGUUCCAGAGAAGAAAAUAACUAAACCUUAUGAUCCUUUAGAAGCAGGAAAAGACUGGGUGGAAGGUAUCCAGGAAUCCCGAGCUAGUUUAUUAGAUUAUGAAGAAGAAAGGAAGAAAAGAGUGGCCAUGCUCAAGGAAAAAGAGGCGCUAAGGAAGAAUCAACCAUUAUUAGAAGGAAAAUCUCGGCCUGAUAGAGGCACCUCCUAAUCUAGUCUAGUUUAUAUAUAUAUUACAAAUAUCUGGGUCAGCACAACCAGAGAACAACAUCAAGUCCAAGGAGAGAAGAUAAAAUGAAUUGUUAGAUCAGUUUUACCGAAAUGAAUCUAUGAUUAUCAA
Messenger RNA from Eurytemora carolleeae, 925 nucleotides. Its product is annotated as NADH dehydrogenase [ubiquinone] 1 alpha subcomplex assembly factor 4. The transcript has 9 exons. The coding region runs from base 53 to 796 and encodes 247 amino acids. Gene Ontology annotation, cellular component: mitochondrion. NCBI's taxonomy places the organism in Eukaryota, Metazoa, Arthropoda, Copepoda, Calanoida, Temoridae. Gene Ontology annotation, biological process: mitochondrial respiratory chain complex I assembly. The record is from RefSeq and is a predicted model, not a curated record.